Molecule: messenger RNA, 5550 nt
Organism: Odontomachus brunneus
Lineage: Eukaryota; Metazoa; Arthropoda; Insecta; Hymenoptera; Formicidae
Product: cyclin-dependent kinase 4-like
Exons: 5
Coding region: 3065-4465 (466 amino acids)
Biological process (GO): regulation of gene expression; G1/S transition of mitotic cell cycle; signal transduction
Cellular component (GO): cytoplasm; cyclin-dependent protein kinase holoenzyme complex; nucleus
Molecular function (GO): ATP binding; cyclin-dependent protein serine/threonine kinase activity; cyclin binding
Source: RefSeq, a predicted model, not a curated record
UGGCAACGAACUCUCCCGAUUGGUUUAUCGGGAAUCGGGUUUAUUGGUUUAUCGAGAUACGCUGACAAUGGGAACACUCGCUUCGUGAAAUAAUGAUGAUGGCGAUGUUCUCUUUCUCUCUUUCAUCUUUGGUGUUUCACAUUUCGUGAAAGUGUGAGACAGACGAAAUGUCAUUUUUCAAACAACUCUUACGAAUCGGCGCGAAAUUAGAAUAUCCCUGUUCUUCGAAUCUGUUCACACAGAAGUUGUGCCGACACUCCGUAUGCCAGAUCAACAAGCACUUCAUCAUGCCGCAUCGAGCAAUACGAUAAGAAGAUUGAGUAAUUCGACAUUCCAAUGUUCGAAAGUUCUCUUACGUCACCUAAUUUCCUAACGGAAAUCGUGUUUUUCUACAUUUCUCAUAGUGCAGUCUCAUGUUUCGGGAUCGAUCAUGUUGAUAUGUCAAAGAAUGUGUAUUUAUUAAGCUGUGUAAAUUAAACAUUGAAGAAAGAGAUUUAGUCAGGUCUAUUUCGUGCUGUGUGUGUUUAAGUAUCGCCAUCCACAUUACCGUUUAUCUAACAUAAAGAUUUCGCGUUAUCGGUUUUCCGAAGUCUUCCCACGUUCCUUAUCUGCUGCGUCAAUCGUGGGCCAUUUUUGUCCCUUUUAUAACUGUGAAAGAAUAUCCUACCUUUUCUGAAGCCUUCUGGCAGCGGUGGGACAGAAAAAUGUAGCAGGAAAUAAGGGGAAGGCUGCUCGAAAACGGAGAAAAGUUUAUUGUCAGAUAUCGCAAAUGUGUUGAAACGACGCUGCAGAUCUUCGCAGUGUAAACGGAGAUUUCUAUUGUGCUGGAACUAAAAGGGAGAGAAAGAGACGAGUUGCUUGAAAAUUAUGUUGAACGCGUAUAAAUGAUGAAAGUUAUCGGAAGAGAUAACUGCAUGUCGAUAUAAUCGUUUUGAAAUGGAAUUAAAAUUUCUUUGUAACGAUAUUGAUAGCGCCAAGUAUAUUUUUAACCUUUACAGAGAAUAGAUCAAAUAUUCUUUGUUUGGGUCACCACUUCGGAAUUAUUUAUAUAUUUGAAAUAAUAAAAUAUAAUUUCCACGUAUGACAUGUAUUAAUAAUGAUUGAACGUCCCUACAUCUUUAAUGACAUGCGCUGAGUACUCGGUAUAAUUAUCUGCAAAUAUGAUACGCUAUAUACACUAACGAAUGUAAAAUAUUGCUAACGUAUUAUUGCGUGUCCACUAAACAAGAAUAAAUAUGAAGGAGGAAUAAUUGAGAAUAUGCGAAGUACGCUCCUUCGUCUUCAAAGCGUGUGUUAAGAAGAGAAGAGAGAAAAAGAGAAAGAGAGAGAGAGGAAGAAAAAAAAGAAAGGUAUUCUCACACUGCAACUUCGCUGUUCUCAAACUGUCUGUCCUUCUCCAACGAAACCGUAGAAACAUCUGCCUCUUCCAAGAAGGUGGUCUCAAGAUAAUGCCGCAUGGAAACGUGCUCUGUACAUACAAAGUUGCUGGCUUCUUCCAGAAGACGAAGACACGUUUUUCUCCGAUUCCAUGAAUUGUGAACCUAUAUAUUUCCCUUUUUCUUCACGUACUUUAUUCAUCUCGUGACGGAUCCCCAUGACUGAAAAUAUUUUCCAGACUGGCCUCUGCUGAAAUUUAUGUUCCGACAUGCUUUCCGUUUCUUAUUCUUUUUUUAAUUCAACGUCGAACGUGCCACAGAGAAAAACACCACGCUACAAUAUUUUACGGCUUUCUCCCUUUGUUCGUUGCUUCCGUCCUUCCGUUUGGCUUUUCCGCUUGGUUUGAAUUCCGUUUGGCUUUUAUCGUAUAAGAGGAAGUCGAUAGAGGAGCUUUUAAUCAAAGCCGCGAGUACAUCCGUCUUUACGAAGUGUUCAUCUUCAAAAUUGCCAACGUGAGUCACUCGACGUAUAUCGUUACGACGUAUACAUUAUGAUUAUCAUUGAUAAAUGAUGCUCCACAACAUUUUAUUAUUUACGGUUAUUACUUAGUGACGAAACAUACACGUUUGUGUCAAAUUAAUAGUAUAUCGUACGUAUUCGAUGACACACUCUCCAUUUAUCUGUAACUACUCGACUUUUCCCACAGUAUUCGAGUAUUUAAUGACGACCAUGUGGUACACUAAGAAAAAAAAGGAGGGCAAAUCACCAAGUGAUAACAGCGCGUGGUUUAUUAUUUCCUCUGGAUGGAGUCGGGUGUCUUUUUUCAGCAUCCGGUUAUUUAAAACCAUUUCAGUUAUGCCAUGGAUCUCCCCUAUCGCAUACAAAGCACAACUUUUCGUAUCUCUUUAUGCACACACAACCCAGUAUCUUGAACUUCCUUUUAAACCGUUCCAACGCGUCGUCAUACGACGUUUUACGUGCAAACAGUACGAACAUUGUCAAAUAUAUGCCGGUCCUCGUGUGUCAUUCAACGACACGCAGGCUGUGUCUCGUAAUUGAAACGUAUCAGAGGGAAUAUCCUAACGGUAUCCGAGAAAACGGUCUGAUAGCCGCGAAUAUUUUCUUCGUCCAUCCAACGACGAUCAUCGAUCAUGCCGAGAGACCAAAGGGAACGCGAGGGGCAAAGACCUCGGGUGAUGUAGGGCCUCCGUUGCAUUUACAAGAUGUUCUGGAAAGCCGACGAUGAGGCCAUCGUGGCAGGCUAUUAUAUGAGCACAGGUGUCGGUGCAGAUGUCGCGUAGCAGACGGUCUGCCACGCGCGCUCGAUCGACGCGGUGCCGUCUCGAAAUUUUAAUAAAACGCGCGCGCGCGCGCGGGAGAGCGAGUGAAAGAGGAAGAAAGAGGGCCGUCGCCGGACGGCCGUGUGUUUGCCUUGCGCCGCGCAAGUGUGACUGAACAAACAUGUAUGCACGCAUCACGAUACACUGAAUACACACGAUACGCGCCGUGCAUCUUAUCCUUGCACAUCUCCGCACAGAUCUCCAAUAUGAAUCUAUCAGACAACGUGCGCUCGUAGGUGGUGAUCACGUCGGAGCGGCCGAGGACUCGCGGUGUCUCGUAAGAUCUCAGGCUGAACGUCGAGACUUCAGUUCCUCUCUUUGCGCUAGGUAGAAGUCGAGAUGUUGUGAUGGCUGGUAGAUCACGACGUUCGAGCACAGAGCUCGAACCAGAUCUAUCGACGCCAACGGCUGCAAAGAAAUCCAAGCAAUCUGAAACAUUAUCCGAAGAACUGCCCGCGGAAGAGGACUUGACGAAAUUGGAAAUCAUCGAGUCACCGUCCACGAGCGAAAUCUCUUCACGGACCGAAAUUGUUCAGAAAAGGAGCGAACAGCUCGGAGAAAUUGCAGAACCUGCGGAAGCGUCGAAACAAUCGUCGCUGGCCGGUGAGACGUCAUUGGGCUCAGCUGAAACAAGCGUGGAAUUGUUUGAACAGAAGACAGACGCCACCGCGACUUCAGCGGAAGCGACUCCGGGUUCAUCGAAGGAAGAACAGCUCGGUACAUUGAAAUCCAUUGUAAUGAAGUACGGCAAUCAACGCGAGCUCUCUGAUGCCUCCGGCAAAACACCAGAAACCACCGUCCAGAUUCAAACAUUCUUGCUGGGCGAACAUGCGUCGUAUGAGGAACUGUCUCUUAUCGGGAACGGCGCUUACGGCACAGUAUACAAAGCGAAAGAUAAGGUUAGCGGUCAAAUCGUAGCACUUAAGAAAGUUCGGGUACCUUUGACGGAAGACGGCCUACCUAUGUCCACACUGAGGGAAAUCGCUACUCUGAAGCAGCUUGAACGAUUCGAACAUCCACAUAUCGUCAAAUUACUAGAUGUUUGUCAAGGAAGCUAUCUCGAUUUACCGUCGAGCGAGCGAUCCGGUCGAUUGGAUCGCGGCCUCACCCUGUGGUUAGUGUUUGAACAUGUGGAAAGAGAUCUCGCUUCCUACAUAGCUAAUUGUCCUCCGACGGGUAUCCCUCCGUAUCUCGUGAGGCAAAUGUCGAAAGAGAUACUUUGUGGAGUAGAGUUCCUACAUAGCCAUAGGAUAAUACACAGGGAUUUAAAGCCGCAAAACCUCCUGGUAACGCGAGAUGGAAGAAUCAAAAUUGCGGAUUUCGGACUGGCUAAGACCUAUGAUUUCGAAAUGAGAUUAACUUCCGUCGUCGUAACUCAGUGGUACCGAGCGCCUGAAGUACUUUUGGGAUGUUCCUACGCCACUCCUGUAGAUAUUUGGUCCGUCGGGUGUAUAAUGGCGGAACUUUACAAAUUGGAGCCAUUAUUCCCGGGUACCAGUGAAGGGGACCAAUUAGACAGGAUUUUUCAAGUUGUGGGUACUCCAUCGCAGCAAGCGUGGCCAGAGAACGUAUCACUCAGUUGGACAGCUUUCCCUCACAGACAACCCAAACCUCUUAGUGCAAUAAUACCAGAUCUAGAUGAACAUGGACUAGACUUAGUAAAGAAUAUGCUCAUGUUUGAUCCUCAUAGUCGUAUAACCGCAGCACAAGCUGUAAGACACCGAUACUUUUCUGAAGAUGACGCGUGAUGACUUUUCCGUAAGUUGUUUACCGCUAAGUAAGCUAGCAAACAUUCAGACUGACGUAAUUGUAUUUCGAAAUAUAUAUGACAUUUAAGCACUAUGAUAGUCUGUAAAAUACACUUUUAAGUAUGUCAUUAUACAUAUAUAUCAGAAGCAUAUUAGAGAUUUAAUAGUCUCUAAUUCGAGUGUUAGAGAGAUUCACUAAGACUCACUUGUGCUUAUAAACGUUACGAAUUCAAUUAAUGCUUAAAAUUAAAGCUUAAAUUUCUUGCAUCAAAAUUAAAUAUAGUUUCGUAGUCACUAUAUGUAAUCCAUUAUACUAUUUUCACAUUAUUGGUUUUGUAGAAUUAAUUUUUUAACAUUAAAUCGUAAUAAUAUAAUAAUUCUUUAAAGUUCGUGAAACACAAACCUAAGUAAUAUUUAAGUUAUCCUAUACUUUAAUGCAUAAUGCAAUAGCAAAACAGUUAUUAUUUUUGAUAUUUAUUUACACGAUAAUAUUACAGUCAGUUGUAUUUUUAUAUUGUUAAAAAUUACAUAUUCUCCAUCAUUCAUAUCUUUUAUUUCACACUAUCAGUGGUCGUAUGCACACAGCAUUUAUAUUAAUUAGUUUCUAAGAUAAAAUAUAUAACUACGAACAAUCUUAUUAGAAGUCAAAAAACGAAUAUAUAUAACAUAAUAGCUUUAUUGUAGAGAUGUAUGACUUUCAUUCGAUGCACAAAUAUUAAACUAAAUGGUAGAAUAAAAAGAUAAGUAUGUUAAUCACAUAAGUAGAAUUAUUUUUCUAAGACUGGGGCCUUUUGUGUGACCCAUUAGAACCAUGGGAAAGAUUUAGGAUCUUCCAGAGAAAACCAGAAAAUACACUGCCAUACAUAUGUACCAUAAGCUAUUGCAAUCGCUAUUAUAUUUUUUAUUACUGUACUAUAUAUCGACAACAAAUGUAUAGAGCAAUAAGUGACACAAUAUUUAUAUGGAUAUUAACAUGUAUUAUUAUGUUAAGAUAUAGAAAAUAGAUAAACGCAUUGUAUUAAUAUAUAUAUACAAAUAUCUAUAAGACUGUAUUAUGAAAUAAAAGUUUUAUAAUUUUAUAUGUA